Messenger RNA from Amoebophrya sp. A25, 2448 nucleotides. Lineage: Eukaryota; Dinophyceae; Syndiniales; Amoebophryaceae. The record is from the annotation of a GenBank genome assembly.
CUAGCACCUUUCAUCUUUCUUCUUAUUCCUUGACCUAAUAGUUUGUGAGCUGGUCUCCUUGUUUUUAGUCACCGUCUAGUCCAUUCACAUUAUUCCUUGACCUUUCUUCAGUUUCAGAAGCUUUGUUCAUGAGAACGAUGAAGUGGCUUCUAAGAAGUAGCUGUCCUGCUCUCAGCACUUCUCUCAGUCUCAAGAUGAACCUCGGAGGUGGAGCCUUCCGACCUUUCGCGACGACUACUACUGCUACUAAUAUUAAGGGUAGGUUAAACGUGCUUUUGUUAUACCGUUUGCUAUGGCUCUCCUAGUCCUAUGGGGGACAGCCGUAACAAGCGGGAUAAACGAACACCAAAAAGCGACCUCUAAUGCUACUACUACUACUACUGGCAUCAGCACAGCCUCCAACAUGCUCCAGCCGAUGAAGGAAAAGGAGGUGCCCAACCGAGCAGGAGGACCCCUGCUCUUAAUCUUAAGGCUCAGCUUUCAUUGGUCUUGGUCAUUGAGGGUGCUGACUGAGAUCGAAGAGGCGACCUCCUGUUGAGAGUACUAGAACAGGGGAACAAAAGGAAGGGGAAACAAGUGGAGAGGUGUGGGGCCUUUCCCGUUCAGAGUCAGUGACCAACGACAACGACUGCUGGCCUUUAAUAAUCGGACCACCUGGAGGAGGCAAGGGGACAAUAGCGAAGAUGCUUCGAAAAGAAUUUCCAGCUAUCAUCUUAAGGCGGGAGGUAACGAUAAAAAUUCAGCUUGAUGUUCUUUCAUGUUGAAGAGAUCGAUGAGCCCAGGAUAUGAACUAUCGAUUUAUCGUGGGCUGCUCUAAUUAUAGGACCCUACAUUUCAGCUGGGGAUGCCCUGAGGGCUGCUUUGGAACUAGACGCUGACCGCAAUAGUGCUGCUAGGGAUGUAAUGCGUAAUGGAGGACUGCUGCCAGCUGAGACGGUGCACUCGAUAGUGCUAGACAGACUGAACAAUAACGAACAGGAUGUCGUCGAUGUUGCCAAACAAGAACAUGUAUGAUGCUACUCAUUGAGAACGAAGAUUCGGGAAUGUUCUCUAAGUAGUAAGAUUGCAAAGGGGGUGGAAUGACAUUCCCCUAUCGACAUUCUCAAUGAGUGGAAGUAUUCAGAGCAGCAGGCUACGUUGCCCCUUUUAGACGGGUAUCCUCGUACGACAGAACAAGCGGAAUUCUUGGAUAGAGAUGGGUUAGAGCCGAUUGGCGCGAUCUUUCUUGACGUACCAGAAGACGAAAUAGUAGAAAGGAUAUCUUCGCGACUUAUACACGCACCAAGCGGACGGACUUAUAUUAUGGGCUACUUGGUGUGGAUCAUAACGGUAAAAAUCAGGAUCAUACGUCGAUGAGAAAUUAAUAUUAAUGCUAUGACGCCUGUAGGCAGUCUGCACUGAAUUUUGUGCGAGAUUAAUUGUAUUCCGUUGUAUAGUUGCACUCGUCACGAAGGCGCCUUUCUGUGUCUUUAUAUUGUCAUCAUAGUGCCAUCUACACCGUGGAGGAUGUAUCAACCCGUUCUGGAAUCCUCCACGCGUAGAAAGAAGGACCAGGCGUUGUUAGCAUCCCUCGCGCACGACCCGCGUCGACACGCCCCGUCCACAUGCGUGAGCCACUGCAGGCUCGCGGUGAUGGCAAGGUCGUGUCCGCGAGUUUGCGCGCGAACGUACGGCAGCCUCCAGACCUGCGGCUGGGAGUGUGGAGGAGGCGUUCGGGAUCCUUCGACUUGUCCCUACCUGAGUCUUGCUUGCCCGCCGCCGCAGGCGCCUCGCCUAGCUGCCUCGUAGCCUGCUUCGGAUUUAUAUUGUCAUCACUACCUCCAUCUCUAAUCCCAACCCGUUCUGGAAUCCUCCGCGCGUAGAAGGACUAGAUGAUGAGACUGGCGAGAAAUUGACGCGUCGAGCGGACGAUGACCCUACUGUCGUGCGCAACCGCCUACGACUCUUCCAUUCUCAGACCUUUCGUCCACUUUGGGAUUAUUACUUAGCGAAAAACACUGGCAAAGUGAAGGAAGAUCAACAGAGGAGAAAUAAUGCGGUCACUAAGAACAACAUUACUUCUCCUUGUUGGGUCUUUUCUGGGGAUUCUAUUGCCGGAGGUGAAGAGCUUAUCAGUAGCGGACGUCGGAGCGAAGCCAUAUUCCAAGAAAUCAAAGGGAAUGAAGAGCUGAUGAAAAUUCUCACAUUGGGAGUUGAUGGGCGGAAAAAACGACCUCUAUUAACCGAUGAAGCUAGAAGACAACGAACAAUCGAUAUUCAAUCAAAGCUUUAAGAAAUAUGAACAUGAAGAAAAACUCGAUGUUUCAUGAAUUUUGUUACGCGCCUGUGUGCACGUUGAUGUUGUCGUUUCAUCACCAUCCUAUCUCGAUCGAUGUUUCGGUCCUUGUUUCCAUUAAGAAAAAUACUCUCAGAAUGAAACGUCUGUAGUUUUGCAGAGCUCUCUCGGAC